This is a messenger RNA of Baudoinia panamericana UAMH 10762, 2251 nucleotides long. RefSeq lists its product as uncharacterized. Gene Ontology annotation, biological process: DNA-templated transcription; regulation of DNA-templated transcription. Gene Ontology annotation, molecular function: zinc ion binding; DNA-binding transcription factor activity, RNA polymerase II-specific; DNA binding. The annotation marks the transcript as partial. The transcript has 2 exons. The record is from RefSeq and is a predicted model, not a curated record. NCBI's taxonomy places the organism in Eukaryota, Fungi, Ascomycota, Dothideomycetes, Mycosphaerellales, Teratosphaeriaceae.
CGCGUCGUCUUUCUCUUGAGCUCUUGCACCGAUCGCAUGUCAGAUGUCGGACGGCGCAGACGCGCCAGCAUUGCUAGCCACAAUGAUAGACGCUCCGGACGAGAACCCGGCAAAGCGAAGGAAAGUCAGGAAAGGCACGCACAGCUGUAGGGAGUGCAGGCGGCGGAAAGUCAGGUGCAUCUUCGCAUCUCCUGAAGAUACUGCCUGCAUCAUCUGCCAGAAACGAGGCUCGGAGUGCAUCAGUCAAGUAAAUGGCGACGAGCCAGGCUUUAUCUUACGUGAUGUGCACUUUGACAGGGAGACUCUGAAAAGUGCGACCGUCCACGAAUAUGGUGACGGCCAGCAUUACAAUCUGGCCAAUCAUGUUACUGUUUCACGUAUGCACCAUCAGAGUCUAUCAAACUCGGGUAUCACCACAUCAGCUAUACCGACGAAUCAUCACGAAGGACCAGAAUACGAUGUACAACCGCUGGGCUCGUACCAAGCAAGCAAUACCCUGCCCACACCAGUUCCUAGCCAAACGUCUGUUUCAGGCAUUGAAAAGCAUACAGAAGUCAUGCAAACCCUACUUGGUGCGCUCCCGUGCCAGCAAGACACCAAGCUUCUCAUUAGUAAGGUUGGAAGCUCCUCCUCGAUGCGCUGUUACUCCAGUCACCGAAUUCGUGGUCAAAAGACAGGCAACGAGCCAAAACGUCAGACUCCGCGGAAAGAUCUUCUGCAACCUGAAAAACAUCCAGUCUUGCUUGCCAGACAGAUGUUAGACUUUGCGGCGUCUUUACAAUCUCUCUCUCCCAAAGAGUCGAUACCUCAGCUGUCUAUACACCACCACACUAUCAUGUUGAAGCUUGCUGGGGUUGCUAUCAAAGAGGUCACCACGAAUGACGCUCUCCUGGGAAGUCUCGAGGGCCUCGAGAUCGUAAUCCUGGAGGCUUUGUAUCAUAUCGACUGUGGCAACAUUCGCCGAGGCUGGGUCACAUUGCGUCGCGCCGUUACGAUAGCACAACUGCUUGGCCUGCAUUGGAAAGGUCACCAUCGGUUCAAGUGUAUUGAUGAGAGUGAUGAUCUCGAUCCUGAUGCCAUGUGGAUCAGCAUCGUAUGCAUGGAGCGUAUGGUCUCCCUCCUGCUUGGCCUGCCCACUAGCACACUCGCUGUCGAUAUCGCUAUGUAUGGAUCGACGAGCGUUACCGUCCGCGAGUGCAAGCUCCCAACAGCGCUAGCAUGUCUGAUGGCCAAGAUCAUGGAACGCAACCAGAUUACUGCUCCUCAAGAAGCUCUCGAAAUGACAGAUAGCAUAGAUCGAGAACUCAUCUCUUUCUCCGAGGGUGCACCUCAACAGUUCUGGAGCCCUAUUAACUACGCUGGACUUCGAGUGGGCUCAGUGGAGGCCCUAGACGAGUUUCAGCGGACCCUAGACCAAGUAUGUUACUACACCCUUGUCAUUCAGCUCCAUCUUCCCUACAUGCUGUGCCCGGACCAGCGGAUCUACUCCAAAAUUGCCUGCGUCAAUGCUAGCCGUGAGAUCUUGACGAGGGAGAUUGCAUUGAGGACUUUCGAUCCCGUCUCUGCCUGCUCUCGGAUGGCGGAUUUCAUGGCGCUGAUUGGUGGGAUGACGCUGAUGCUCGCGCACGCUGUUAGCCAUUGUGGCAAGAGCACAAACAACUUACUCGCGCACGCGCGAUUGGGCGAUCGAGCGAUGGUGGAGAGGGCGCUCGAGUGCAUGGAGUCCAUGUUCCAGAUGAACGAGGAUGCUCUUGCGGUGAAAUGCGCUGCGAUGCUUCAAAACCUAUUGGCGAUUGAGGUAGAGGCUGCCGCCGCGGCCCGUAUGGAAGGCGAGCACGACGGAGAAGGUUCCAAGAUGGUCAUUAUAAGGGUGCCUUUUAUCGGCGGUAUCAGCUUCUCGAAGAACGGUGUCGCGACUAUCGCUAUCUCGACGAUAGAGCAAGAUCAAGGUUUAUCUGAUGGCGUGAUCAUCGGUGGCAUCGGGGCAAUAAGUAUCGAUCAUACGAAAGCGCCGAAGCGUGGUGUGAGCAAGCCUGUGGCAGACAUCACAGUGCCACGAGCAACACCGUCAUUCAUGUCGAUAGCGAAUGAGCCACUGCUACCAAGUUUACCGGCUCAGGAGACGCCAGAAAGUCAAGCGCUCCAGCAAGACCCAAUGUUUCCGGAUGCCGCCGCGAUAUUGGAUGACUGGUGGCUUCAAGGACUGGAUACCGCAUUCUUCGAAACACUGAUGCGCGGUGCUGGUGAUCGA